Molecule: messenger RNA, 2157 nt
Organism: Trypanosoma cruzi
Lineage: Eukaryota; Euglenozoa; Kinetoplastea; Trypanosomatida; Trypanosomatidae
Product: trans-sialidase, putative
Exons: 1
Coding region: 1-2157 (718 amino acids)
Biological process (GO): ganglioside catabolic process; oligosaccharide catabolic process
Cellular component (GO): membrane; cytoplasm; intracellular membrane-bounded organelle
Molecular function (GO): exo-alpha-sialidase activity
Source: RefSeq, a predicted model, not a curated record
AUGCCCCGAUUGCUCCUUUACGUGCUUGUUUUGUUUUUCCUUUUGAAUUUUUGCCCCAAUGUGCCUGCUCAUGCCCUGGCACCCGAAUCGAGUCGAAUUGAGCUGUUUAAGCGUAGGAAUUCGACGGUGCCGUUUGAAGACAAGGGCAAAGUCACCGAGCGGGUUGUCCACUCGUUCCGCCUUCCCGCCCUUGUUAAUGUGGACGGGGUGAUGGUUGCCAUUGCAGACGCUCGCUACACGACAUCCAAUGACAACUCCUUUAUUGAUACGGUAGUGAAGUACAGCGUGGACGAUGGGGAGACGUGGGAGACUCAAAUCGCCAUCAAGAACAGUCGUGUAUCGUCUGUUUCUCGUGUGGUGGAUCCCACAGUGAUUGUGAAGGGCAACAAGCUUUACGUCCUGGUUGGAAGCUACAAUAAAUCGAAAAACUACUGGACUUGGCAGCCUGAUGGAAGCGACUGGGAUAUUCUGCUUGCCGUUGGUGAGGUUACGAAGUCCACUGCAGACGGCAAGACAACUGCGAAUAUCACAUGGGGGAGUCCCGUGUCACUGAAGGAAUUUUUCCCGGCAUACAUGGAAGGAAUACCUACAAAGCAAUUUCUCGGCGGUGCAGGUGUUGCCACUGUGGCGUCCAAUGGGAAUCUUGUGUACCCUGUGCAGGUUACGGACAUGAAAAAACAAAUUUUUUCCAAGAUCUUUUAUUCGGCAGAUGAGGGCAAGACGUGGAAUUUCUCAGAGGGUAGGAGCGAUUUUGGCUGCUCCGAACCUGUGGUUCUUGAGUGGAAAAAUAAAUUCAUCGUAAACACCCGGGUUGACCGGGCGCGCCGUCUGGUGUACAAUUCCGGUGACAUGGAGAGACCGUGGGUGGAGGCUGUCGGCACGCUCUCGCGUGUGUGGGGCCCCUCACCAAAAUCGGACCAGCCCGGCAGUCAGAGCAGCUUCACUGCCGUGACCAUCGAAGGAAUGCGUGUGAUGCUCUUCACACACCCGCUGAAUUUUAAGGGAAAGUGGCUGCGCGACCGACUGAACCUCUGGCUGACGGAUAACCAGCGCAUUUAUAACGUUGGGCAAGUAUCCAUUGGUGAUGAAAAUUCCGCCUACAGCUCCGUCUUGUACAAGGAUGAUAAGCUGUACUGUUUGCAUGAGAUCAACACUAACGAGGUGUACAGCCUUGUUUUUGCGCGCCUGGUUGGCGAGCUAAUGAUUAUUAAAUCCGUGCUGCAGUCCUGGAAGAAUUGGGACAGCCACCUGUCCAGCAUUUGCACCCCUGCUGAUCCCGCCACUUUGUCGUCAGAGCGUGUUUGUGGUCCCGCUGUCACUACGGUUGGUCUUGCUGGCUUUUUGUCCGACAAUGCCACCCAAAACGUAUGGGAGGAUGCGUACCGCUGCGUCAACGCAAGCACGGCAAAUGCGGAGAAGGUUCCGAACGGCUUUAAGUUUGCGGGGGUUGGCGGAGGAGCACUUUGGCCGGUGAGCCAGCAGGGGCAGAAUCAACGGUAUCACUUUGCAAACUACGAGUUUACGCUGGUGGCUUCGGUGACGAUUCACGAGGUUCCGAGGGACGCGACUCCUCUGCUGGGUGCGAGCCUGGACUCUUCUGGCGGCGAAAAGCUCCUGGGGCUCUCGUACGACGAGAAACACCAAUGGCAGCCGAUAUACGGAUCGACACCGGCGACGCCGACGGGAUCGUGGGAGGUGAACAAGAAGUACCACGUGGUUCUUACGAUGGCGAAUAAAAUGGGCUCCGUGUACAUUGAUGGAGAACCCCUAGCGGGUUCAGGGCAGACCGUUGUGCCAAACGAGGGCACGCCUGACAUUUCCCACUUCUACAUUGGCAGUUAUAACAGCAGUAAUAUGCCUACGGAAAGCCAUGUGACGGCGAAAAACGUUUUUCUUUACAACCGUCAGCUGAAUGCCAAGGAAAUCAGGACCUUGUUCUUGAGCCAGGAUCUUGAUGGCGUGGAAGAAGACAAGGACAGCAGCGACGACGGAGACGACAACGACGGAGACGACAGCGACGGAGACGACGGCGACGGUGCCCACAGUAAUUCGUCGAGCUCUUUUGGCGGCGGUGCAUCGUCAGUGUCUGCUGGUGGGAGGAAUCUCGUGUAUGUGUGUGCUCUGGUGCUGCACCUGCUUGUCCUUGUUUAUUUUUGA